Messenger RNA from Frankliniella occidentalis (western flower thrips), 1702 nucleotides. RefSeq names its product zinc finger protein 85. Bases 365 to 1684 code for a protein of 439 amino acids. The transcript has 8 exons. Gene Ontology annotation, biological process: regulation of transcription by RNA polymerase II. Gene Ontology annotation, molecular function: DNA-binding transcription factor activity, RNA polymerase II-specific; RNA polymerase II cis-regulatory region sequence-specific DNA binding. The record is from RefSeq and is a predicted model, not a curated record. NCBI's taxonomy places the organism in Eukaryota, Metazoa, Arthropoda, Insecta, Thysanoptera, Thripidae.
UUUACAAGGCUCCGCUACCUCGCCCCAGAAUCUUUCUGUAUUUUCAAGUGAAAAUGCAUUACCUCCUCCUGACUCAGACCUUCCAUCCAUCAGCAGUGAUGGUUUUGUUUGCUCAAUAUUACCAAGCUUAAAUGUUGAAUCAAAUCUCUCUCCCUCUGCACCUCUCAGUGUACCAAACUUCGUCAAUACAUUUAUUUGCUCUAAUGGCGAAGGUGCCUCAAACAUUACUGUUUGCUCUGGCAACCAAUAUUCUGAAGGAGACUCUAUCCUAUUAAGUCAAAAUGAUUCCACUAGAAUUUUCAAUAUUUUGAGUGUGGGUAGCUUAGAUCAAUCGCAACUAGAUUUCUUGGGUCCAAUCUCUACAAUGCAAGAAGAAUAUGUGUCCAAGGAGGCUAAAGAUGAAACAGGACAUUACUUUAAUCAUAGUGUAGGAUCUUUCCUAACAAAUUCUUAUCACUCAUCAGGUGAUGUACAAUCAGAGGUCAUCAUCAAAGAGAGCAGUAGGAAUCUUCCUUUUCCAGAUGGCAAAAACAAGCAAAAAUUGUGUUCACCUUUUUCUAACAGUAACCAUUUAAUUUCAAGUGAUGACACUAUUGACGUUUCUAACCAAGACUCGAUGAAUUUAUUAGCUCAUGUUGAAUCGGUUCAGUCAGUGUCCUUUAGUGAGCCAGAUCCAAUUAAGGUUCACAAAAUAUUGCAAAAUAAUCUGCCAGCCAAGGAGUUUGAUAAAGUUGGGAAAAAGAGUAAAAACAAAGCUAUUGUGAAUACUUCACAGAAAACUAGCAUGAAAUUAGAAAAAUCAAAUACCACUGAUAUAUGUCAAUCAUAUAUAACAUUAUCUGUUCAAAAUUCAUCAGAAGAACAAGAGAAAACUAACAAAACUUCUCAUUCUGAGAUUCUGAAUACAAGUUCUUUGACAUGUCCAGAAUGUGGCAAAAAACUGGCCUCUGCCUCAAAUUUCAAGAGACAUCUUCAAGUUCACUUUGGUGGAAAACCUCAUGAGUGCUUGUAUUGUGGUAAAUGCUUUCGUUAUAAAUGUAAUUUGACUGUUCAUAUACGUUCACAUACUGGAGACCGACCUUAUGAAUGUCCAGUGUGUAGUAAGAAAUUUAGGUACCAGACAGAGUUUAAAGAACACAAACAAAUUCAUGAAACAUCUAAGUUAUUCUCUUGUCUUGAUUGUGGACAACGAUUUGCUCGCCAAAGAGAUUUGAAGAGACAUUCACUAUCUCAUAGUGAAAUGAACAAACCAACAUGUACUAUUUGCCAAAAGACCUUUUCACGAAUUGACUACUUAAAUAUACAUCUCAGGUCUCACAAGAAACAUGAUGAAAUAGGAACUGUGAAAGACAAGUGCUUUUCUCAACCCAAGAAAAAGACAAGGGCAAACAAGAUUAUUGGUGAAUCUUGUAAAGACAACCUCAUGCCUAAGGAGAACUCAGGCAAACAAAUAAUUAUUCCCAAUGGCUCAAGAAAAUCCAGAAGCGACCUUUGUUUUGGUAAAAUGGGCUGUGUAUCAGACAAAUCAGAGGAUCUCAUUAGUUUAGCAUUUCAGGCUGCUGAAGAUGGAGUAGAAUUUAUGUUUGCUGAAGAAAAUACGACACGUCCUAAAGAAAAUAAGACUGAGACAGAAGGAUCGUCGUAUUUCAAGGAAAACGUUGUAGACAUCAAAGUCUUGGAAUAAAAAUAAUAAUUAAGUGUU